AAUUAAUUUACCGAGCUGAUAUUAUUUUGCAAGGCAAGAUGGACGUUACACCAGACGUGUACAGCAAGGGGAACUCGUUUCAGUUUGAAGAAGGCAAACACUUAAUUGGACAAAUUUUAUCCGAUUUUCCAACAAGGAAAUUUCCCAUAAUUCUGGACAUUGGUUCUGGAUCGGGAAAUCUGACAUGUCACAUGGCCCAACUAAUUCCACACGAGACCAUCAUCGGCAUCGAUAUCGACCCGGCUAUGAUCGCAUUUUCCAUAAACAACAAACCCACCCUGGAAACAAUUAGCUACGUGUGUCAAGACCUUUCCCAGCCGUGGGACCAACUUUCCCCGGAAUUGGCCCGACUCGCCGGACACGUGGACUUAAUCAUGUCGAAUAUGACGCUCAACUGGGUCAUCGAUAUUGGAACAAUGUUCAAGGUUCUCGUUUAGUUAACGAUUCUUCGUUAUGAAACCAAACCAAAUGCAAAUUGUGAUCGACUAUGCAACAUCAUAAUUCAUGGAUGUGAAUAUUAUUCUGCCAAAACUGCAAUGGAGGAGACGACAGAUUUUCUUUCCAAUUGUUUGGAAGUGGAUGUCACUUAAAAAUGCCCGUCCGUUGUCCAACGGUAAAUCAGUGCUGGUGAAAUUGGCAUCAACCAAACAGAAAAGUAUGGUGUUUAGAAACUGCCACAAGUUAAAAGCCAUCCCUGCCAAAAUCUCAAUUGUGGAGGACCUAAGUAAAGACGAACGUGAAAAGAAGAGACGACAAAUACCAGAAUUCCUUGAGCAAAAGAAAAUUGGAAACAAAGUCUACUUCCGAGGCGCCGACCUGUUCGUGAAUGGGACUCAAAUCACCGAAGAAAUUAGAAUUUCACCCUAUCAUUGCCAUUCAGUCACAGCCCAAACUAAACCUACGGAGAAGACAGAGAAAUUGGACCACGCCAAGUGUGGACAGCCCCCUGUAGAAAAAGACGUUCAACCCGAAAAAGACGAUCAACGCGAUACACAUUACUUGGAAGGACCACAUCUCAAAGACGUUAAACGAAGCCCAAAAUUAUCUCAAUCAAUUUCGGAUGACGGCGUAGCCUACAUACUUUCAAUUAUGGAUGCCAACAUGAAAUCACUGACGAGGGAAAUGGAUGCUUGCCUAGUGAAAAUGGAUAAUUUCAGAAUUGGAGUUUUAUGAUUUUCUUAUGAGGACUUGAAAAAUGGAGAUUUGCUAUGUGUAGUAUUUAAUGGUUUUAUUUUUGCAGUUAUUGUCAUACGAAUUAGCAUAAUCGGUUGAUAAUGUGAAUAAGAUUGCAAUUUAAUUUUUAAUUAUGAAUUUAAUUUUGAGGAUCUGCAGUUAACUGACUUGAAAAUAGUGUCGUUCAUGGAGCAGUGAAUACUGACUGUUUACUUUUUACGUUUAUAAAUUAUGCUGUAGUAUUUAAUGGUUUGAUUUUAGUAAUCCACCACUUUGAGUUAUUUGAUUUGUUCAAUUGAAUUCGUUCAUAUUGACCUAAUUAGUUGAGACGAAAUUCUGAAUAAUUAAGCUCUUAUUAUA
Folsomia candida is the source of this 1533-nucleotide messenger RNA. RefSeq names its product trans-aconitate 2-methyltransferase-like. NCBI's taxonomy places the organism in Eukaryota, Metazoa, Arthropoda, Collembola, Entomobryomorpha, Isotomidae. The record is from RefSeq and is a predicted model, not a curated record. Gene Ontology annotation, molecular function: S-adenosylmethionine-dependent methyltransferase activity. The transcript has 2 exons. The coding region runs from base 505 to 1173 and encodes 222 amino acids.